This is a messenger RNA of Durotheca rogersii, 4782 nucleotides long. RefSeq lists its product as uncharacterized. The record is from RefSeq and is a predicted model, not a curated record. Bases 429 to 4424 code for a protein of 1331 amino acids. The transcript is spliced from 4 exons. Lineage: Eukaryota; Fungi; Ascomycota; Sordariomycetes; Xylariales; Xylariaceae.
GCUCGCCAAUCCCUCUUUUGCUUCCCUCUUUUCCAUUUCCCGUUCCUCUCUCCGCUCCCGCGCCCGCAAUCCCGUCCCUUGCCCUGCCUUGCCCUACCUCGUCUCGUCUCUACCUCUCUCUACGUACAGAGCUCUGCCUUUUUCAACUUCUAUCCACCAAAUUCACCAACCUACCUGCCCGUCCAGCCCGGCACUGACCUUCCAACUUGCCAGGCAAGACUCGUCUACGCGCGGUCGACAACCUCUCAGCUCCUACCUCUCGCCCCCCAACAUACUGCAACCUGCUCUGGAAUUGCUUCGGGUAGCCAUGCUUCGUUGAACGCGCAUCGAUUGUCUCUACCCCCCUACCUUUCUCUGCUACGCCUUGACCUCAUUUUUACGCGAUUCUGCGCACAUUUGACGCGUUCUUUUUGACCAAAAAACCUACCAUGGCCGCGGCACGACGAGCGCGUCUGCCUGUCGGCUCCGCGCCGUGGAUCUCGGAGGAGAGAUCCUCUGCUCUGCAGAUUGUGCAGUCAGAGGUCGACGAGUUCUCAUUCUCGGCUCGGAACGACUUCGACUGGCUCAACGAGCAUAUGGCUGAGGUAUUCAGCGAAAACCAGAUCAAUGUUGCCGAUGUCUUCAAAACCCCUGGCAAGUUACGAGGCAAGACGCCUCGAACUGCUCGGAAACUCAACGCGGGAGAUGCACGCGUCCCGCUCUCUGAUCUCUUCUCUGCUACGCCCAAGGGAGCACCGAAUCCCUUUGCGAUGCCUAGUAUUAAUCGACAUAACACGCCCAAGAUUGAGAUUGCUGCGGACCCCCAGCCGUCUUCUCCCAAACCGAUGGGCCCAGCAAGCUCCUCGAGACACGCAUCACCUGCUAAGCCCGUGCUCGCGGCCUCGAAGCCGCCAGUCUCCAUGGUGGAUUCUGGCUAUCAUGGAAGCCAAUCCCAGGACGCGAUGGACGUAGAUGAUGCUGCUCUCGUUGACGACGAAGCAACGCAGCCCUUUAGCCCACACACGGAUUUGCCGAGCGAUCAUGUUACGUUCCAAAUCUCCUCUGACCAUCACGAAUAUGAUAGUCCUACCCGUCACUCACCUAAUCCUGCUCCUGAUAUGACCACUGGCGAUCAUUCCACACAGUAUUUCACUGCUCACGUCGCGGCGGGAACAUCGCCUACCACCAGGAAUGGUCCGCCACAUGAGAGCACUACCCCUGCAGGCUCCCCUCUGCGAUCACCUAAACCUAGUCUAGAAAGCACGUCGCCCGUGAAGUCCUUGGAAGCCGAACAUACAUCGCCCGCUCCUGAGGACCAGAUAGCCGAGCCUGAAGAAAUGGAGAUAGUGCCUGAGGAACCAUCAAGGUCUCCGUCUGAUGGCUCAAGCCCGAUUCGACCCAUUGUGCGAAAGAGCAGCCUCAAUUUUGCAUCUCUACCCGCACGCGAGCCUAUUACCCAUAAGAGCAUAGGGAAUCGGGCAUCACGGACAAGUCACCUAGAACAGACCCGAACCAGCUACUACAGCAGACACACAGAGGGAAGAAGUCUAGGGAAUGCGAAGCACGAUCUUACAGACGACGAGAACGACGAUAUGGAUACAGAUGAGGAUCCCUUUGGUCAGGACCCUGAACUCCAGUCGCAGUCCGAUGCACUCGCACACAACAAAACCUACACCCAGCGUCUGCAAGACCAGAUCAGCAAACUGGGGCAAUUGCAACCGCAAGUCUCACGACCAUCAAAGUCAAUCCCGGAUGUCCUGACUGCCCAGCCCGCAGCACCGCAGUCUCAGGCGAGGCCAUUCCCUUCACCGCAGAAGACCACAACCCCAGGGGCAUUCCCAGAUGACGAAGAUGACUGGAUUCAACCUCUGGGGCCGCCUGAUGAUGCUUCCGACAUGCGAAGCCCCCGGCCAGCGCUGCCCAAGAGUCAUUCUGCCGACGUGAUGGAGGGUGUAUCUGGAAAAGAUACUAUUGGCGGCGGCGAUAUCAUGGUGCCUAAGGCUCGCCCGCGCACGAGCCGAUCCAGAUCUCCCGAGCGCGCCCCCAUGUCAGACAGGUCGGCUAACACGUUCAGCCACCACAAGUCUGCAUCGGUUCCUGUGUUACCUCUGAAAGGGUUGACGAACAGUGAAGGAGACAGUCUCAAGAAAACUAUUACGGUGUCCAACCCGGCUCUUGCUGCCGUUUCUAAGGCGGACCAACCCUCUACUCCUAUGAAGUCGCCGGCCCGUAGCCUCAGAGAUAGCCCGUUAAAGCAGGUGAAGAAUAAGUUGUCAUCGAUCCUCAAGAGUUCCAAGGGGCUGUUGGCCAGUAGUGCUGCCAUAAGUGCCGAAGGAAAAACCUCUCUCUUGUCCCCAUCGACUGCCAGACUAGGGUUGCACAGGGACCCCCCCACAGAUACAUUUGCAUCUCCUAAGAGUUCCCCCAAGAGCAAGGAGGCGCAUCCUUUAUAUCCGGAUCUGUCACGUCAUGCCGCCGACACGGAGGCUCCGGUGUGCGCGCCUAGCCCGACGCGCGCCGAAGGCAGAAAGACCAGGGCCUCAACCGAGCGCGAGAAAGCUGAGGAGAAGCGGAAGGAGAAAGAGGCUAAAGAGGCACGCCUGAUGGCUGAGCAGAUGGAGAAACUAGAAAAGGCCCGCGAGAAGGAGCGUGAGAAGGCUCGAGUGUUUAGCGAGGAACAAGAGAAGGCCGCCGCGAUGGAGAAGCAAGUUGCUGCACAAAGGGACCAGGAGAAGAGGAUGGCGGUACAAACCCCGGGGAAUACGAAGCCAACCCGAGUCAGUCCGCGGAGAAUCAAGAAACAGCCGACGGCAGAUAAGAGAACAGCGGCUACGGUCUAUUCAGACGAGACGCAGGCGGAUAUCGAUAUGACGGAUGCACCGAGUAUCAUGCCACCGCCAUCGGCCGCUCGUCCUCUCGCACCUGCUUCAGCCACCAAGGGCCGGGAGAUCAAGCGUCCCAUUCGACCGGCCAAGGAGCCGGUAGCCAAACCGAAGCAGGCACCCACCGUCAUUCGAGUCAACACGGGAUCGCAGCAUCCUCAAUUCCACCCUUCUAACAGCACUCUCUCGUCGAACCUCCAUGAGACGCUUUCCCAGCCUCAACCCAAAGGCAAGGCUAGCCAGCCGGCAUUGCAAACGAAGCCCUCGCUUCAGAGCCUCAAGAGCUCUACAUCAUCGUUAGGGAGGCCGAAAGCGCUCGAUGCUGCAGCUCGAAGAAAGGAGCAGGAAGAGCGCGAGGCGCAACGCAAGCGUGAUGCCAAGGCAGAGUUAGAGCGGAAGAGGACAGCCAUGCAGGAAGAAGAGAGACGCCAAGAGCAGCAGCGGAAGGCGGAGGCUGAGAGACAGAAAGAGGAAGAGCGGAAGCAAGCAGAUGCGAAGAAGAACGCACAACGGCAGGCAAUGCUGGAGAAAGCGAAGCAAACGAGAGCGCCUCCGCCAGCCGUGCGGAGCCAACCGAACGGGCCACCCGACUACAGUCGGUCUGAAAUCGGUGCUCCUCGACCGCCCUCUCGUUUGACUACUCAGCGCCCUCAGGAGGACACCGGGCGCCCGGUCAACGCUGUGCUGUCGACCGCCUCCAAGGCGAACACAAAACGACCUCUUCAGCAGGAACCCAACGACGAUAAUGCCUCAUAUCAAGCUACCGCUCGUGGUGCUAACGGCUAUCAGCCGAAGGAUCCGAAGCGAAUGCGUAUGUCAGAUGAGAUGGACGACGGCAUGGAAGUAGAAAAACAGCCAAACCUGAAGGGAGCACCCGUCCGACCGUCGGGUGGCUACAAAAAGGAUAUGCCGGUCAAGUCGCUUUUCCCUUCGGGAUACGCCAGUGCUUCUUUGAAUAAUAACAGAGACCUGUUUAAGGCUACCGUGACCAGCCAGCACAACAGCCAACUCAAGACAGCUCACCCACUAGACAUGACUCAGGUCUCCAAGGCACCCAUCCCCUUCGCUCCCAACCCGAGCACCGCCGGAUCGUCGUACAAGACGCCCGCUCGGCCUCAAGGAGGGGCAGUUGCCAAGUCCACCGUCAAGUCGGCGACUCGAUCGUCGCCGCGAUUCCAGAAUGGCGACUCGAUCGAGUUGCCGGAGAUCAACACGGACGACGACGACGACGAUGACGACGACGAUGACGGGGUCAGAGAUGCGAUCGCCUCUUGGGCCGACUCGCCAAACCUUAGGAAGGCACUCGUCAGGCAGGAAACUCAGGAUCCCAUGCAAGUGUUCGGGGUACCGGCGCCGCUGAACAUGGAGGAAGUGUUCGCCAAGAGCAAGGACCGGUUCCACAAGUUCCGUGCUAGGACUUCGAGCGCGAACUGGAGUGGUUCGGAUAGGCUGACGGAGGAGGAUAUCCGCAAGGACAUGGCCGCCAGAGACCAGAUCAGGCGGGACGGCGGCUGGUCCUACCAAACGGUUAUAGAUUAUGAGCGUAGCGCGAGGAGGGAGUGAUGGCGGCGUCGAGAUUCGAGGCCCGGGGGGGGAGGGGUUGGAAGAUGGACCGGCGAGAAAAGCUGGUGGGUAACGGGGUCGGGGACCGGCUACAGCAAUUGUUGCAUCAGACAGGUGUUUUUGGUUUCGUCUGGGCCAGGACGCAGGCGGGCGCAGCUACGAGGGAGUUAUACGGAGUUUUGUAGUACUACGGCGUGUCAUCAUUACCUAUUACCUAUCAGCAUACAAGGCGACAUAAAAUGGGAGAGGUGUAUUAGGGCUCUGGCGAAAUACAGGCAGGCCUCGACCGAGACCGUUCAGAGGUAGUCGACGACUCGCAAGGUGUGACGGCAGUGCUCGGUUCCAUCUGUCUGGUGAC